AUCAGUCACCCUUCGACAGCAUCAACGACAACAUGAGCUUCAAGUCUUGCAUUCUCACCCUCAUCCUCGGGGCCGCCGUGGUCAGCGCCGGUUACGUAGCUCAAGUCGGCAGCGGACACGGAGGCGGCUACGGCGGCCUCGGCGGCAGCGCAGCCGUCUACGCCGGCGUGCAGAGUGCCUACAGCGGCUACGGAGGUGGCAUUAGCGUUGGUCACGGGGGCUCCUCCUCCUACCACGGACCAAGCUACUUCGUGGCUCCCGCCGGCAACUACCACGGAGGCUACUUCGGCGGCAGCCUCGGCGGCAUCGGCCAUGGCGGAAGCGGCUACGGCGCUGGAUCAGCUGGAGGAUAUGGACACUAGAAAACCUCUUGAAAUCUAUCAGUGAAGACAUUUCAGAAGACAAAUAUCCAUAUAUAUCGAGUUGAUUUCAUACAUUACAUUCUUUUUCACAAGAUGCCUUAUCAACGACUUAAAUCAUGUGUAUUACUUAGAUUGUAACAAAUAAAACAUUUGCCAA
This is a messenger RNA of Penaeus vannamei (Pacific white shrimp), 519 nucleotides long. RefSeq lists its product as uncharacterized. The record is from RefSeq and is a predicted model, not a curated record. Lineage: Eukaryota; Metazoa; Arthropoda; Malacostraca; Decapoda; Penaeidae.